AUGGGGGUUGUGGAGUGGAUGAAAUGGAGCCCCGGGCCUGGGCAGCUGGGGUUGAACGGGCCUUCUAGCUCCGUGUUUCCCACCUCACGCCGCCACCGCUUCUGGCAGUCUCAGCUCUCCUGCUGAGGCAAUGUCAUCCCUGUAGCCACCCAUCUGCUGAACAAUGGUAGUGGGGUAGGAGUUCUGCAGUCUCUGGAGCAUAUGAUUGCGGCAGUGAGAAGCAGAGUGCUGGAGAUUCACAGCCAUUUCCCCCACAAACCUAUUAUCUUGAUUAGUUGGAGUACAGGAGCUUUGGUGGCCUGUCACGUGUCAGAAAUGGAGUACGUCACUGUGGCUGUCUUCCUUGGGUUCCCUUUACUUAACGUGGAUGGCCCCAGAGGGGAUGUGGAUGAUCCCCGUGUGGAUAUGAAGACUUCAGUCCUCUUUGCCAUUGGGCAGAAUUCCUUGCAGUGUUAUCCCGAAGCCAUGGAGGAUCUCCGGGAGAAGAUUCAGUCUGAGAACAGCUUGGCGGUGGUUGGAGGAGCUGAUGAUAAUCUCAGAAUACAUAAAGCAAAGCAGGAAUCAGAGGGGCUGACUCAGAGCAUGGUGGACAGGUGUAUUCAGGAUGAGAUCGUGGACUUUCUGACUGGAGUGCUGACUUGCACCGAGGGGCAUAUGGGCUCUGACCACGAUCAGGAUGCUAAGAAGAAGCCUCAGGAUGCAGCCCACAGACACUUGGCCUUUGAGGUCCCUGAGUGGGGCAGUCGGCCUGCCUCACCACUAGCUGCCAAGCUGCCUGCCUCACCCUCAGGCUUGGAGGAUCUUUCCAGUGUAUCUAGCAGCCCCACCUCAAGUCCCAAGACCAAAGUGACCGCAAUGACCUCUGCCCAGAAGUCCAGUCAGAUCGGGAGCUCUCAGCUCCUGAAGAGACAUGUGCAGCAGACAGAAGCUGUGCUGACUCACAAACAAGCUCAAGUUCCCAUUUCAUCAGAACAAACAGAAGAGGCAGAGAAAGAAGAUCUUAGGGUCCAGCUGAAGCGCCAUCAUCCCUCUAGUCCUCUUCCUGGCAGUAAGACCUCCAAGCGACCUAACAUUAAGGUGUCCCUUAUCUCUCAAGGGGACACAGCUGGAGGGCCUUGUACUCCUUCCCAAAGAGGAGUUCCAGAAGCUGAGGGAGGGAAGCCCAUCACCAUGAUGCUGGGGCAGGCUUCAGCUGGGGCCAAGGAUCUCACAGGACUUCUCACCACCAAGUCAAGUGCUUCUGAAGGGGAAGUCUCAGCCAGCCCAGCCUCCUCAGUGUCCAGCAGCACAGCACCUGGUGCCUUCCACACACUCCAGAGCUGCCUGGUGGCCACCUCUCCUGGGAGCUCCCUCCCUCCCACAUCAGCCAGCACUCUUCAAAGCCUCAGCUUCAGCUUGCAGGAUAUCAGCAGCAAGACCUCUGGCCUCCCAACAAAUCCUUCCCCAGGGCCAGCCCCACAGGCCACCAGUGUGAAGUUGCCCACCCCCAUGCAGAGCCUGGAUGCCAUCACCAUGGGCACCAGAACCAUUGUUCAUACCAUUCCUGUGGCCACCACUCUCUCCUCCUUGGGAGCCACUCCUGGUGGGAAGCCCACAGCCAUCCACCAGCUGCUGACCAAUGGGGGCCUUGCUAAGUUGGCAAGCAGCCUCCCCGGCCUGGCUCAGAUCUCUAACCAAGCAUCAGGCUUGAAGGUCCCUACCACCAUUACUCUGACACUGCAUGGCCAACUGAGCCGAAUCACUACACUGAGCCCCAUGGGCUCGAGAGCAGCCCCAACAGAAGAGCCCAGCUCCCAGGCUCUGCCCUCCAGCUUGCAGCGCCUGCCUCCAGCACUUGAAGCUGCUGUGCGAUAUAGCCUCCUUUACCAGAUUGGUGAUGGCUACCGUGCAGUGAGCCCUGGGCACACGUGCUGUCUUGCUGAGCUGUCCACUCGUCUGAAGACCUCUUAAGACCUCCAUUU
Messenger RNA from Canis lupus familiaris (dog), 1961 nucleotides. Its product is annotated as KAT8 regulatory NSL complex subunit 3-like. NCBI's taxonomy places the organism in Eukaryota, Metazoa, Chordata, Mammalia, Carnivora, Canidae. Gene Ontology annotation, cellular component: NSL complex. Gene Ontology annotation, biological process: positive regulation of transcription by RNA polymerase II. The record is from RefSeq and is a predicted model, not a curated record.